UUUCCGAAGCCACCACUUUUGCUAAUUGCCAAUCUACCUGGCUCAGCCAUGACAUGGAUAAGCCACACCUCUCAGUGGCGCUUUGUGGCCAUGAGGGCUCGGGCAAGACCACCACUGCCGCACAACUCUUGGCCAACGACCCGACGAGGCGCACGGAACGCGGCUUCCGCGAGGCCUUCGCGAGCAACCCCGCUUCAGUGCUGGAUGUGCUGCAGGAAGAGCGCGAGAUCCAUUGCACCGUAGUAUUCAAGCAAAAGCAGUGGGCCGCCACCGUGGACAAUAGCGGCUACACGCUGGUCGACCUCCCGGGCCGCCGUCGCUUCCUGCGGAACGCCGUCGCGGGAUUGGCGCAGGCCGAUGGUGCGGUGCUACUGGUGCCGGCCGAUGAGAUGUUCCCUUGGUCGAUCUGCAAGGCCAAUGGCUAUGGUGGGCAGCCGGAGGGUGGAUCGCGUCAGCACAGCAGACUGCUUCACCUGCUUGGGGUGACCCAGUUGUGCGUCCUGGUGAAUAAGAUGGAACUGGUUCCGGUACCGGAGCAACCCAAGCGUUUCCAGGAGAUCCUCGAACGCACCAAGCUGAUGUUGCUGAAUACUGGAUGGAAAAGAGACUUCAUUGAAGAUAAGGUGGCCAUUUUGCCCGUGUCCGCGAGGAAUGCCACGAACAUCAUCAGAGACACCAACACCUUUGCUUGGUGGACUGGGCAGCAAGUCUAUGGAGCUUCUGGACCUGUUGAUGUUCACAGUCUUUAUGAUGUUUUGCAUCAUCUUUUUCACCCUCCAGAGCCAGAGAACUUGCUGCCCAUGCACAUGAUGGUAUCGAACUCUUGGUACCUCCCUGGCUGUGGCCAAGUGGUCGUGGGACGUAUCGAUCAAGGCACCCUGAAGCCAGGUGAUCGGGUGGCCUUUCUGGGACAUCAGGGGCUCGUCCAGUGGGACUUCGGACGUUCCGGAAGCCUCGUGCUGGGCAUUCAGAUGUAUCGAAGAUGGCUGGAGAGCGCCCAAGCGGGUGAUGUGGUGGGUCUUUGUGUCUCGAAUGCCUUCUUCCCCAGUCCAGAACGAGGCCAAGUGGUGAUGAAAGUCUCUGAGAUGCCAGCUCCACUUAUGCUCUUUCAAGCGCAAGUGGGCUUAACUGGCCCGCUGCCCAUCCGCUUGGGCAACGUGUCGUUGGCUUGUGGAAAGUGCAGUCGUGCUCCUUGUCGUUUAGUGGAGAUCCUUUGGAAGAUGAAUAAGCAGACGGGAGGCCAAAAGGCGGGGCUCCACCCUCAGAAAUAUGAGCUGAGAGUGAAGACGAGCAUAGUGAAACCAGCGCUGUGCCCCACCUAGCGGCCCGUAGCGAGUUCGCAAUUCAAUCUUCAGAGCUCAAUUUGUUCAAUCACGUCAUAACUCCAACUCCUUGAAACGUGCUUCUCCCGUACAAGAGCCAAAGUACAUCAUAGAUCAUCAUAGUACAUCAGCAUAUAUACACAUACUUUGACAGAUGGACAUGUCAUACCUGGCCGCUUUUGGCCGAACAACUGUUUUUUCUGGCGCGCAGUUCCAGGCCGCAGAGAUCUGUGGAACGGUCCGAGUGGUCGCAGCGGAACGAACUUUCGUUCCGUGGAACGUAUCCGACGGUUCCUCAGGUGGAAAAGCCCCAGGAACUUCGACCACAUGACAUGGCACUUUGCACCUUUCAGCCCCUGAGGCCUUUCUUCUGUGACACCUAUACAUCGCCUUGCAGCAAGCUGUCACGCGUGGCGUUUCUGGAAUCCAACUUUGUGAUGAUGGUGGGCAAGGUAGUGACUUGUGUGCGGAGGGAUGAGUACAAUGACAAGGGUGGGAAGAAGAAGUGAACAUUAAAUGGACACUUAAAUGGACAAAGCAAGUACGUAUGAUGGGCUUCAUCAAGGGCGCCUUGUAAAUGGCCGGCCUGCUUUCUUCAUGCCCCCUUGUCAUUGUGCGAAGAGGUGAGCUGCGCAGAUGACCGCGACGAAGAGCCGGGCGGUGUAUGCCUUCACGGAGGGUUGGGCUAGCCAGCGGUAGCUUAACCAGGUCCUUUUGAUACUGAGCAUGUGUUGGAGCUGAAAGUGUCCAGGGCUUGCCGCCGUUUGUUCAAUGUUUUGAGCAACUCAGAGUAGCGGCUUGGGCUGAAGCCUGCGUCAGCCUGCAUCGUCCUGGCUGGACGGGAGUGGGUAAACAGUGGAGGCUUGCUGAUCGCUUUGGAGUACCACUGGGAGGCCACUGCCAUGGCUGGCUGUAGGUGAAUUUCAGUUGAUUUCAGCUAUUGGGCAUGUUGCUAAUCAAUCACAUUUGUUGAAGCUGUCCAAUGCUCUCAGCAUGUAGAAUGUAGAGUGCACAGUGCCGUCACAUCUUCUUGGCCUGCGCCCCUCCCCUUAAUCAAGGGGAGUGAUUCUAGAUUGCCCUCCUGAUUCUGUUUGCAGUUUGACACCGAGCAUCCAAAAGAUGCAUAAAGAUGCAACCAGAAAAUAGAAAGAACAUCUCUAGGGACUGGACAAGGGUCCGAUAAAAGGAAUUAUCGAUGAUCAUAGAUGUAGUUGCUUCCUCUUUGGAUGAUUCUUCAAGUGAAAAUUGCAACAGAAG
Durusdinium trenchii is the source of this 2579-nucleotide messenger RNA. NCBI's taxonomy places the organism in Eukaryota, Dinophyceae, Suessiales, Symbiodiniaceae. The record is from the annotation of a GenBank genome assembly.